AAGUAUUAAAAGCAGCAAAGACUUCUUCCUCACUCCGCAGGCAACAGCCAGGAGCCAGCAGUACCGUAAUCCCUCCUUUCUCUCCCUCUUCACCGAUUUUCUCUCCCUACUACAACAUCUCUAUUCUAAACUAACUCCAUCAAUUUCGCCUCCCCAUUUUGGGAUCUGGGUCGCCUUUACUUUCCCUCAAAACACCAAAACAAACCACAGAUUUACUUUCUUUUGAAUCUUCACAACCCUGUCUUUCUUGGAUUCUGUGCUACUAUGACUUCGAUUUCGACAUGGCAUUCUCACUAAUCUGAACACGCCCUCACCGAUUACUCGUAGAGUAUAUAUACACACUUAUAUUGAUUUUUUUUGUAUGGUGUACAAAGUGUGUAUUGUUCACAAUUGGACUACUCAAAUGAUUGAGUUUGAGGUAAAGACUAAAGUGAAGUUCUGAUCUUUUUGACUCAGGGGAUACUUUCUCAUGGCUCAUCCAUCAGACCAGAGGUUGUGUAGCCAAGGGGCGGUAAGAUGUGUGGUGAUCUUUGUGGGCUUGUUUCUGGUUCUUUAUAUUGUGAGGCCAUCGAUCCUCUGGAGCUCCAAUUUGAGGUCAAGUGUUUUGGAUUCAUGUCCCUUGUGUUCUUGCGAUUGUGAUGAGGAUUCCACACUCCCCUUGCCUUUGGAUGUUUUGAACAGCUCAUUUGCAGACUGUGCUAAAGACAAUCCUGAAAUGAAUGAGGAAAUGAAAAAGGACAUCAUCACCUUACUAUCGGAGGAGAUUAACUUGUUGAAGAACGUAACAAGCGAUAGCUUGGAGCAUACGAACGCCCUAAUUACAGGUGCCAAGAGAGCAUCUUCGCACUACCAACGAGAAGCAGAGAAAUGCAACACGGGGAUGGAAACGUGUGAAGAAGCUAGAGAAAGGGCUCAAGCGGCAUUAAUAGAAGAGCGCAAGCUCUCCGAACUGUGGGAGAGUCGGGCCAGGGAUUUCGGGUGGAACGAUGAGUAGAAGAGCUUAUUCAACAACUUUUAGGCAUUUGAAAUUUUUCCUUAUAGUUUUAGAGAGUUUCAUUGCACGCAAACUUAGACUUGGUAGCAGUAACCCAUAUCUGUGAAUAUAGUUUUGAGCUUUUUUUUGGUCAGGUGGAGCUUUCUUUCUUUCAUUUUAGUUGACGUCUCUGAUGAUUCCAUUGAAAUGGAAAAUGAACCUGUGGGCUGUGGGGGUUCUCCUGUGUUUUUAGCAUUUACUGCCAGUGGGUAUAUCUUAAUAUUGUGAGAUGCUGUUUUGAUGAAAGUUCUCUCAGUUCCAAGAAAAUUGAAUGUGAAUUAUUUCA
This is a messenger RNA of Ipomoea triloba (trilobed morning glory), 1319 nucleotides long. RefSeq lists its product as uncharacterized. The coding region runs from base 470 to 994 and encodes 174 amino acids. NCBI's taxonomy places the organism in Eukaryota, Viridiplantae, Streptophyta, Magnoliopsida, Solanales, Convolvulaceae. The record is from RefSeq and is a predicted model, not a curated record. The transcript is spliced from 4 exons.